This is a messenger RNA of Phlebotomus argentipes, 1516 nucleotides long. Its product is annotated as putative serine protease K12H4.7. Gene Ontology annotation, biological process: proteolysis. The coding region runs from base 4 to 1440 and encodes 478 amino acids. The record is from RefSeq and is a predicted model, not a curated record. The transcript has a single exon. Gene Ontology annotation, molecular function: dipeptidyl-peptidase activity; serine-type exopeptidase activity. NCBI's taxonomy places the organism in Eukaryota, Metazoa, Arthropoda, Insecta, Diptera, Psychodidae.
AAGAUGAAAACCAGCGGAAUUUUGUGUUUUCUUCUGCUCUCAAUUGGAGUGUUUCAAGUGAAAAGCAAUCCUUUCAGUAUCUUUGAAAGACUACAUCACGAACCGCCGUUGCCUGAACCUAAACUUGAUACUAAAGUGGUGAACACAAGAUGGAUUGAGCAGAAACUGGAUCACUUCGAUGACUCCAACACUGUUACGUUUCAAAUGCGAUACAUGGAGAAUGCGGAGUUUUAUCAAGAAGGAGGACCGAUUUUUAUCUUCGUCGGCGGAGAAUACACUAUUCAGGAAGGAUGGCUCCUUGGCGGCCACAUGUUCGACAUGGCGAGGGAGUUGAACGGAUAUAUUUUCUACACUGAGCACAGAUUCUACGGCGAAACUCGCCCAACUCCCGAUUUAUCCUUCGAGAAUCUUCAGUAUCUCACCGUCGAUCAGGCUCUGGAGGACAUGGCGCACUUUAUCCGCGUGAAGAAGCAGGAAAUUCCCGGAGCCUCGAGUUCAGGAGUAAUUCUCGUUGGUGGAUCUUAUCCAGGCACAAUCGCGACUUGGAUGAGACAAAGAUAUCCGGAAUUAGUCAACGGCGCGUGGUCGUCAAGCGGACCUCUUCUGGCAAAGACAGACUUCUACGAAUACAUCGAAACUGUGGGCCAAUCGCUGAGAUUAGUGGGUGGCGAAGCGUGUUACAACAGAAUUUACGGCGCCUUCGCGGAGAUGGAACGAUUAGUUGAAGUGGGAGACUUUGAAACUCUCUCACAGACAUUGAACUUGUGCAACACUUUGCCCAACAACCAACUGGAUAUUUGGUACUUCUUCAACACCCUCACGAACAUCAUGUCUUGGGUGGUUCAGGACAACUGGCCAGGAUACAUUGAAGGCGCCUGCGAUAUUAUUAUGGCCGGGGAAACUGACAUUGACGGUUAUGCUGAUUUCGUGAGCUUCUAUUUGUUGGGCUCUUGCAUCAAUGUGAACUUCGACCUCUUCGUUCAAUUCUACAGCGAGACUUCGUGGACCGGCGGACCUGAAUAUAUGCGACAAUGGCUGUUCCAGACUUGCAACGAAUUCGGCUGGUAUCAAACCUCAGGAUCUGACAAUCAACCAUUUGGAUCAAGCUUCCCAGUUGAAUUUAUGCUUCAAUGGUGUCACGAUAUCUAUGACGAAUCCUUCAAUCCCGAUGCUGUGCAUCAGAAUAUCAACGUUACAAACCAGAACAACAACGGACUGAAUCCGAUCAUCACGAACGUGUAUUCGACGCACGGACAAUUGGAUCCUUGGCGGCCGAUGGGCGUUCAAACCGACGUCAAUUCCUUCGCGCCAACAGUCGUCAUUCCAAUGGCUUCGCAUUGCGCAGAUUUGUACUCAAUCAGCGACGACGACAGCCCAGAAAUGCUGGCCAGCAAACUGAGAAUCGCUUCUCUCGUGCGACAGUGGCUGAUGAUAUUUUAACUCAAUUUGUCAACUGAAUAGUCGAUCGAUAAGAAUAAAUGAGUAAUAAAAGGUAGAUAAAAGAAAACAACGUCUU